Caenorhabditis angaria is the source of this 2501-nucleotide messenger RNA. Lineage: Eukaryota; Metazoa; Nematoda; Chromadorea; Rhabditida; Rhabditidae. The record is from the annotation of a GenBank genome assembly.
AUGUCUGAUGUAUUGAUGUUAUUGGCAUCAAAAAAAUACGAAUCAACACAUUCUUUGGUAAGAAAUCAUAAAGUUUUCAAAAAAAAUUUUUUUCAAUAAAUUUUGGACCAGAAUUUAGUGCUAGAAAAUUGUUUAAAUUUUUUUUUGAGAAGAAAUCAAAAAUUAAUCGAAUGAAAAAACAACUUUUGAAAAUUACAAAUCUUUUGAAACAGUGAAUUUUUUUCAUAUUUUUUUGGAGAUCUAGAUUGUCUAGUAAAGAUAAUGUUUUGAAAAUUCAUGUCAAAAGUUUCUAGAUUUUUUGAAACAGUACAUUUUUAGUCAUAAGCUAAUUCUCCUAUUUUUUUGAAAUUUUUUUUUCAAAGAAAAUUGAUCAAUUUCAGAACAAAUAUGAACCAAAAAAGUUAAUUUUGAUAGAAAAAAAUGCCAGGCUCCCACAAAAAUCCAAGUUUUUCAGAUGCAUACCACUGAAAUCGUCUCAAUCUUUUCAAUUUUCCCCAACGGCAAAAUACUAUCAUGUGAUCGCGACGGAAAAUUGGUGCAAUGGGAUUGUUUUGGUGAAGAUGACACGCCCGAAAUGAUUGCCAACGGAAUAAAACCGCCCAUUUUCAUUCCGCCAGGCGGAAAAAUAAUGAUUGGAUAUUGUCCGACAAAUCCGAAAGAGAUGAAAGUUUGGCAAUUACAAGAAGACGGAGCACCGAUUAAUCGAAAUAAAUUGAGCCAUAAUGAAGAGAUUACUUGUUUUGCGACUGCUUCGAAAGGCGGAAGUUUGGUGGCGACUGGAAGUUUGGAUAUGAGUUUGAAGAUUUGGCAGGCGGAUUCGGGAUUUUUGACACAGGUUUGGAGAAGGGUUUGGGUGGGCAAAAGGUUCUUUGGGAAUUUUUUGAAAUUUCAAUUUUUUUAAUUCAAAAAAGUUCACUGUUUUAAAAAAUUCCGUUCGCUAGAAAUAAUUUAUUUUUCAAAAUUUUACUGUUUCAAAAAUUUUUUUAAAUAAAAAUUUUGUCUUUUUUUUUAAUCACUUAACAGUUUAUGUCCAAAAAUGAAAAAUUAGCAUUUUUAUUAAUUUUUACUGUAAAAAUUUCAAUUUCCAGAAUUUUUUUAGAGAAGUAAAAUUUUGUUAUGAAAAUUAGCUGAAAGUUGAAAGUUCGACUGAAAAUCAUCUAGAAAAUUUAAAUAAAAAACAUUUUCAAAAUUUGCCACGUGGCGAAUCAAAUUUUCAACCAGAAACUAGAGUCUACUUGAAAAUCCCUCCAAAUUCACAAUUUUGUUUUCUCUUCAGAUUCUCGUUGGCCACGAAGAUAUCGUAACUUGUUGUUGUUUAUCCGAUGAUGAGCGAAUUGUGAUAUCCGGUGCGAGAGAUCAUAAAAUGAUUGUUUGGAAUGUGAUAACUGGAGAGAAUAUGUGCACAAUUCUGGCGGCUGCUCCGAUUUCAGCUGUUGCUUUGACUGGUGAUGGAACUGUUGCGUUUUCGAGUGAGUUUUGCGGGCUUUUGGGCCAGAAAAAUUUAAUUUUGAGUGAAAAAAUGUCUGAAACAAUUAGGGAAUUCAAAAGAAAUGCAUGUUAUUAUUUUGAAACAGUAAAUUUGUCUUCCGAAGUUUUACUUUUUGUUAGGAUUUUUCGAGACUGUGCAAUUUUUAAAUUCAAAAAUUCGACAUCUUUAUUCUCUAACAUGAGCAAUACCCCUCUCUCAUUUUUUCUCAAAUUUCCCCCAUUUUUGCAGGCACCGAAGAAGGUUGGGUUGAAGCAUGGUCAACAGACAAAGGAAAACGUCUGUCGAUGUUCAAUACACAUCGGCCAAUUCGAAAUUUAAUCACAAGUUUCGAAGCGAAUCGAUUAUUAGUUCAUCUAACUGGAUGUGCACAAUUACCUAUUUUAUGUUUACAUAAUACACCAGCAGCUGCACAAGAAGCAACUAGAAGAAGAAGUGCGAGAGCUCCGUCGGUUUCGAGUAUUACUAAUGAACCAGGUUGGUUAAAGGGAGUUUUUUCUAAUCUCUUCAAGAUCUCACAUUUUUCAACUGAAAAUUAGUAAGUCUCUGGAAUUUGAAAUUAAAAUAGAGUUUCAAAUUUUAAUAAAAAAUUAAUUCGUCCAAAUUCUAAAUUCGUUGCAGCCAUUGGAAUGUCAUCAGCAAGUUCAAUAAAUGAAGUGAAAAAAGAUAUGGCAUCUUCGUCAAGUGUAACUCCAUUAUUAGGAAAUGGUUCACAAAAUCAAUCAAAAGGUCGAUCGACUUUCGAUAAAUUGGAGAGAAGCAAAAGUCGAACAUCAAUGAUUGAGAAAGUGAGUCGAAUGUGUCGAAUGUAAAUAGGUAAAUAUUGAAUUAGAGAGUAGAAUUUGGGGGGACUAAUGAGACCAGUUCUAGAAAUUUUGAAGUAUCUAUUUUUCUGAAAUUAAUUUUUCAAAAUCAAUAUUCCCUCAAAUUCAUCCUAAAAUUGAAAAUAUUCCAGGAUCGACCAACUACUCUUACAAAUGUUGUGGCACCAGUUCAAAAAAUCCAAUAUGUGUAA